CUCCCGGCGGCGCUCCGAACCGUGACAGGCUCUGCCGGUUUGGGCCUCGCCUGAGGGGGCUGGCUGGCUGGAAGCGGGCCGCGGUGGGGUCAGGAUGGAGGCGGCUGGGGCGCGGAGCAGGGACUCGCGGGGUCGAGCGGAGAAGAGCCCGCCCGAGAGCAGGAAAGUGUAUAUGGACUAUAAUGCAACCACCCCCCUGGAGCCAGAAGUGAUUGAGGCCAUGACAGAGGCCAUGCGGGAAGCCUGGGGAAAUCCCAGUAGCUCUUACCCAGCAGGAAGGAAGGCCAAGGAGAUUAUCAACACAGCCCGGGAGAACCUCGCCAAGAUGAUAGGUGGGCAGCCUCAGGACGUGAUCUUCACUUCGGGGGGCACCGAGUCAAAUAAUUUAGUAAUCCAGUCCAUGGUGAAGCACUUCCACAAAGUCCACGCCGCCAACGGGGACACGGGCGGGCGUCCCAGCCCAGUGGACGGGGCCCUGCCCCACAUCAUCACCUGCACCGUGGAGCACGACUCCAUCCGCCUGCCGCUGGAGCACCUGGGGGAGGAGCACGUGGCCGAGGUCACCUUUGUCCCCGUGUCCAAGGUGAACGGGCAGGUGGAGGCUGAGGACAUCCUGGCGGCCGUUCGCCCGGCCACGUGCUUGGUGACAAUCAUGCUGGCCAACAACGAGACAGGUGUCAUCAUGCCCGUGCCUGAGAUCAGCCGGCGAGUCCGAGCCCUGAACCAGCAGCGGGCAGCGGGGGGGCUGCCGGGGGUGCUUGUGCACACGGACGCCGCCCAGGCCUUGGGGAAGCGGCGCGUGGACGUGCGGGACCUGGGCGUGGACUUCCUGACCAUCGUGGGGCACAAGUUCUACGGCCCCAGGAUCGGUGCGCUCUACGUCCGAGGGCUCGGUGAGCACACCCCUCUGUACCCAAUGCUGUUUGGAGGCGGACAAGAGCGGAACUUCAGGCCAGGGACAGAGAACACCCCGAUGAUUGCUGGCCUUGGGAAGGUUUGCUCUUCCCUGGAUCCAGUUGCCCCCCCAACCCCACCCCCACCCCCCCAAGCCUGGCUGCCCACCCCCGAAGACGGGGACACAGUGCAGCCUCUUAAGGAGGCUCCUUCAGAGGACCAGACAGCGGCCCAGCAGCAGCCAUGGCCCCUCUGACCCUGCUGUCACUCGGGGCGGGGGGCCCACCAUCAUCGCCCCUCACUCAGCCUGGACCCCCUCGGUGCACUCCGGCCAGGACUCCCGCCCCCCACACACUGCUCACCUUCCCCGGGAGGUGUGUAUGUCCUCACCCACCGAGGCCAAGUCCAGGUUUCCCGGCUGCUCUCCGCCCCUUCCCCGUGUGGCUGAAGGCAGGCCCCUCCUGCUGUCGCCCCCUUCCCACCCCCCCACAUCCUCUCAUUCCUCUUCCGGUGUCCUCUGCCCCCAGUGGAGUGACCUGCACGCACCCUCCCGCCCCUCCUCCUGAGGUCUGCUGCUUGCUCUGCUCCCCUGAAGCCUCAGAGAAGGUCCCCAUUUGCCUUGUGACUUCCAGAGAACGUGGGGCAAGUUCUCCACCCCCGCCCCAGCCGGGCUCAUUCUCUGCUUCCUCUCCAGCCAGCCUCCUCUCCCAGCGAGGUGCUCACCCCCCGGGGGCUCUAACGUCAGCCUGGGCUCCGGUCUUCCACCUGCCAUCGCAGGGCAGACCCUGACCUCUGGGGAGACCCACGUCCCCACCUGCUUCCUCAGCCCACGGCGUGUCCUGGUCUCUCUCCCUGGGGUGCCCCUUGUCACCUGGGCUCUUGCUGAGAAACCCAGGAGGGGCCCUUGGUCCUCCCUGUCCUCGCCCCCUGCACCUGACGCAGCAGCCGGCCCCGUCCGUCCAGCCUCCGCCACGGAUGAAGGCCUGCCCCUUGUCCACCUCCACCAAGCCUAGGCCAGGUCACCCCCACCUUUUGUGUGGACGCCUCAUGCAUGCUCCACAUGGCACCCAGCUGUGAACACACAGAUCGGGCGGCUCAGACCCAGCUUCAGCAUCCAGGUUUCGGCUCAGAGCCCGCUGUCGCGAGGCCUCCAGGCACCGUGCUCUCGCUCACGCCAUUCCAGGAGCACUCGCCCUUCCCUCCUCAGGGCUCCACCCAGACGCCCUUUCCCAGGCUCCACGCUCUCUUCAAAGCACCCACCCGAGGUCAGACACAGCCGCCUCUUCCUCCGUCCUGUCCAUCUGUCUCUAGAGUGGGCCGGGAGAGCCUCCGGUCACUGACUGGGGACUCCACAGUGCCCGGGGCAUCAGGAAGCCUGACAGCUGUCAGAUGCCAGCCAACAAGCGAAAGGCGGGCAGUCGGCACGCGGCUUGUGUCCGUGAAGUCCCGGGGAAGCAGCAGUUGGAGGCGACGUCGCCUCUGCCCUCAGGAAGCAGCCCCUCCGCUGCUGUCUGCGCCCCCCACCCCAUCUUACCAUAACUGGGGUGCUUCGUCACCCCACGC
Molecule: messenger RNA, 2457 nt
Organism: Cervus elaphus (red deer)
Lineage: Eukaryota; Metazoa; Chordata; Mammalia; Artiodactyla; Cervidae
Gene: SCLY
Product: selenocysteine lyase
Exons: 9
Coding region: 95-1150 (351 amino acids)
Source: RefSeq, a predicted model, not a curated record